Moneuplotes crassus is the source of this 1827-nucleotide messenger RNA. Lineage: Eukaryota; Ciliophora; Spirotrichea; Euplotida; Euplotidae. The record is from the annotation of a GenBank genome assembly.
UAAGAUAUUUUAAAAAUAAAAUUUAUACAGAAAAAUAUGGCUACUUCAUGAAGAGAACUUGAAGAUGAUAUAAUCAUUGCUCAUAAUGAGAUCAGAGAAAAUCCUGAAAUAUUAAUACAUGAGCUUGAAGAUUUGAUUGAUGAGAAGAAGACGUAUUAUACCCCCUCGACCCAUAUGGCCUCGCUGAUAGGAGCUAGUGAUUUGAAAGACAUUGCUUUUGAAGUCAUUCAAAGAAUUAGACAGCUAUCUUCGACUAGUCCUCUGGUUCAUACAAGAGAGCUUGAGUUGGCAGCAAGAGAUCAUUCUCAUUCCCAUCAACCAGAGCAUGAUCUCAUAAUGAGAGUAGAGAAUUACACUAAUUGGGAUGGUGAGCUAAACGAGAUUGUACAUUAUUCAAAAGCAACAGCAAGAGGAAUAGAUGUGCUAAUGAAUAUGGCUAUUUCAGAUUAUAUUGGAGAUACCAAGAAUAUUGAGACAAUGUUUGGGUAUCAGUAUAAAUACUUUGGAGUUCGUGUUACUAAUCAUGAUCUCUAUGAUUUCUGAGUGGUCAUAAUCUAUGCUCAAGAAGUGUAUUCUACAGUGAAGUCAGCACUGCAGGCUUCUUCAAAAAUUGAUGAAGAGUUGAGGGAAGAAAGAGAAUUACUUGCCAGAAAUAUAGCCAAGAACGACUCAUACAAUUAUGACGUUUACUAUGCAAGAGAGAAUCCAAAUGUACAAGUGCAUGAUUAUAUGAAUAAGGCUUAUAAGUCAAAAAGAAAAGUGAGAUUGAAUGAAGAUGCUGAUGGUGAAAGAACAUUCACUGUUCUUAGAAGGGAUUCUUUGGAAAGAAAUACUGAAUAUGCUCCACACAAUGAUCAAGAUUAUCAGUAUAUUGACAAGAGAAAUUCAAGACUUUCUAAAGUCUCUGAUGUACAAAGAAAUAAACCCAACAGAAUAACCUUAGGACCUGGAGAAAGGAUAUAUCACCAGACCACAACUGAUUAUGAUAGAGAAUUAUACAGUAAAAAUGGUGAACUCGGAGGUCGAUUCACUACUAAUGAAUGGGAUAGAGAUCCAUAUCCUCAAAGAUACACAUUAAGUAACCAGAGAGAUUAUGAUGCUGAGCUAUACUAUGCUGAUCUCAAUGAUGUGACACGCAGAGAAGAAUCUAUUGUAUCAAACUACCCAACGGUUUCACCAGAAUUAACUUAUGGAAAUAGUGGCCGUAAAGGAAGAGGAACUGCUUUUGAAGGCGAGGAGAUUACUUCUGAAAAUGUCAGAACGAUUAGAUCUACAGCACAUACUCCUCGGCAAAGAGUAAAUAGAGAUGUGUACGCCCCAGUAAUCAAAGGCAUGGAGGACGAAGGAUAUUACUCCAGCCAAACUUCUAGAACCCACUCAAAUAUUGUUCCAGAUGAUGGAAUUGAAGUAACAUAUGAAGAAGAACCAAUGGACUACAAUGAUUUGGACUUUAGAGUAUCAGAUAGAUAUCCAGCUGGUUAUGACACACAAUCCAUUGAGGAAGAUGUUGCAGCCAUUGAUCGAGCUUCCAAUACAAGAAGACAAGCUAGAUUCAUAGAAGAUGAACCAAGAGUCACUCCCAAUUACAAAAUGACUGAGAGAGAAACCUUCAGAACAUCAAAGGGAAAUCGGAUCGAUGCUGCUCCUAUUUCAAAUGAAGAGUUUGUCCAAAUGAAAGGAAAAAGAAAUGAUGAUUUCAAUUCUCCAGGUAUGUCAUCAAGCAAGAGAACCACAGCAUUUACAACUAGAAGGAAGAUAGCUCAAGAUGACAGAUACCAAAGAGAGAUCAGUCGAUUUGAAGACCCAAACCUAAGUGAUAGCUUUUAG